GUCCGCCCCGUCCCGACCCGUCCCUUCCGUGCCGUCCGUGCCGUCCCGCCCCGCGGACCUUGGCCGGGGAUGCUGGCGGGAUGUCGGGCGCCGCGGCGGCCGUGCUGGCCUGGGCGCUGCUGGCCGGGGCGCUGCUGCCCCCGCCGCCCGUCCGGCCCCAGCCCCUGCUCCACGGGGACCGCGAGGUGCACGAGAAGGAAGCGCAGUUCAACACCACCUACAGCGACUGGGUGCACGCCAACCUGCUCAACAUCUACGCCUUCAACCACAGCGUCCGCAGGAACAGGACCGAGGGCGUGCGGGUGUCCGUCAAUGUCCUCUCGGACCAGAAGGACCAGCCCGUCCUCUUCGUGGUGAGGCAGAAGGAGGCGGUGGUCUCCUUCCAGGUGCCGCUCAUCCUCCGGGGCCUGUACCAGCGGAAAUACGCGUACCAGGAGGUGAGCCGCACGCUCUGCCAGCCGCAGACCAAGGCUGAGGUGGAGACCCAGCACUUCUAUGUGGAUGUGUCCACUCUUUCCCUCAACACCUCCUACCAGCUGCGGGUCACCCGCGUGGAGAACUUUGUGCUGCGGACCAAUGAAAGGUUCAGCUUCAAUGCCACGGCUGCCCAGCCGCAGUACUUCAAGUACGAGUUCCCCGAGGAAGUGGACUCGGUGAUCGUGAAGGUGACCUCAGCCAUGGCCUUCCCCUGCUCCGUCAUCUCCAUCCAGGACAUCCUGUGCCCUGUCUACGACCUGGACAACAACGUGGCCUUCAUCGGGAUGUACCAGACCAUGACCAAGAAGGCGGCCAUCACGCUGCAGAAGAAGGAUUUCCCCAGCCAUAGCUUCUACGUGGUGGUGGUGGUGAAGACGGAGGACGAGGCGUGCGGGGGGGCUCUGCCCUACUACCCCCUCUCCAAGAACUCCUCUCCAGAUGAGCCCGUGGAUCAGCACAACCGGCAGAAGAUGCUGGAGGUCAUGGUGUCACCUGCCAUCACCUCCGAGGCCUACGUGCGCAGUGUGCUCUUCUGCCUCGGCAUCUUCCUCUCCUUCUACAUCCUCACGCUGCUCAUCGCCUGCUGGGAGAGCUGCCGGCAGCACAAGAGGAAGGGCCUCCUGGCAGCCAUGGAUUCGCCCAGCCUGGACACAGCGUCACUCCUGGGUCACUCCCGCAGCAUCCCCAACUCCUUCCUGAACCACGGCCCCUACGACAGCUACGGAUACGGCUCCUUUGGGAACGGCUCCUCCAGCAGCACCGAGGGCAUCACAGACAGCCUGGGCUCAGCAGAAGUCUCCUACAGUUACGUGGGGCAGGAGCAGUUCAAGCGGCGCACGCCCUCCGGCCCGGCGAGGCCACUGAGCAUUCCCAUGGGUAGAUGCUGGUACUGGGCAGGGUCGGGCCAAUCAGGGCGAAAUCUGCCCAGCNNNCCGCGCCUGGACUCGCUCAGCUCCGUGGAGGAGGAUGACUACGACACGCUGGCCGACAUCGACUAUGACAAGAACGUCAUCCGCACCAAGCAAUACCUGUGCGUGGCCGACCUGGCGCGCAAGGACAAGCGGGUGCUGCGGAAGAAGUACCAGAUUUAUUUCUGGAACAUCGCCACCAUCGCUGUCUUCUACGCCCUGCCCGUCAUCCAGCUCGUCAUCACCUACCAGACUGUGGUGAAUGUCACCGGCAACCAGGACAUCUGCUACUACAACUUCUUGUGCGCCCACCCGCUGGGGAACCUCAGCGCCUUCAACAACAUCCUCAGCAACCUGGGCUACGUGCUGCUGGGUCUGCUCUUCCUGCUGAUCAUCCUGCAGCGCGAGAUCAACUACAACCGCGCGCUGCUGCGCAACGACGCCCACGCCCUGGAGUGUGGCAUCCCCAAGCACUUUGGGCUCUUCUACGCCAUGGGCACUGCCCUCAUGAUGGAGGGGCUGCUCAGCGCCUGCUACCACGUCUGCCCCAACUACACCAACUUCCAGUUUGACACCUCCUUCAUGUACAUGAUCGCGGGGCUCUGCAUGCUGAAGCUCUACCAGAAGCGUCACCCGGACAUCAACGCCAGCGCCUACAGCGCCUACGCCUGCCUGGCCCUCGUCAUCUUCUUCUCGGUGGUGGGCGUGGUGUUUGGGAAGGGGAACACGGCCUUCUGGAUCGUCUUCUCCGUCAUCCACAUCGUGGCCACGCUGCUGCUGAGCACCCAGCUGUACUACAUGGGGCGCUGGAAGCUGGACUCGGGCAUCCUGCGCAGGAUCCUGCACGUGCUGUACACGGACUGCGUGCGGCAGUGCAGCGGGCCCAUGUACGUGGACCGGAUGGUGCUCCUGGUCAUGGGGAACAUCAUCAACUGGUCGCUCGCUGCCUACGGCCUCAUUGUCCGCCCCAAUGAUUUUGCUUCCUACCUGCUGGCCAUCGGCAUCUGCAACCUCCUCCUCUACUUCGCCUUCUACAUUAUCAUGAAGCUCCGCAGUGGCGAGCGCAUCAAGCUCAUCCCCCUGCUCUGCAUCAUCAGCACCUCCGUGGUCUGGGGCUUCGCCCUCUUCUUCUUCUUCCAGGGGCUCAGCACCUGGCAGAAAACACCAGCUGAAUCCCGGGAGCACAACCGUGACUGCAUCCUGCUCGACUUCUUUGACGACCACGACAUCUGGCAUUUCCUCUCCUCCAUCGCCAUGUUCGGCUCCUUCCUGGUGCUGCUGACGCUGGACGAUGACCUGGACUGUGUCCAGCGGGACAAGAUCUACGUCUUCUAGGAGCCUGCAGCCACCCGCUGCCCUGAGACCGUGCCAAACG
Molecule: messenger RNA, 2760 nt
Organism: Zonotrichia albicollis (white-throated sparrow)
Lineage: Eukaryota; Metazoa; Chordata; Aves; Passeriformes; Passerellidae
Source: RefSeq, a predicted model, not a curated record